Messenger RNA from Funneliformis mosseae, 456 nucleotides. Lineage: Eukaryota; Fungi; Glomeromycota; Glomeromycetes; Glomerales; Glomeraceae. The record is from the annotation of a GenBank genome assembly.
AUGACAACAGAAUCAAAAUUUCCAACACUUGAAUUUAUCAAGUCUGAACAAUUACGUGAGAUAAUUCAGACCAAAGAAGUAGGAAAGGAUUAUUUGAUAGUUGAUGUUCGUGAUGAUGAUUAUGUGGGUGGUAACAUCCCAAAUUGUAUUAAUAAACCUUCGGCAACUAUCAAAGAUAGUCUUGAUUCAUUAAUUUCCGAUUACAGUCAAGUCCCACAAAUUAUAUUCACAUGUGGUCUUUCAAAAGGUCGUGGACCAAAUAGCGCAAAAGCUUAUCAAGAUGAAUUAUUAUCGAAAAAUAUUAACCCCGAUCAAAAAAUUCAAGUAUUAUCAGGUGGUAUCACCGAAUGGCAAAAACAUUAUAAAGAUGAGCAAACUUUGAUCGAAAAUUAUGAUGCUAAUUAUUGGAAUCAAAAUGAUAAUAAUGUUCAUACAAAUAAUCCAAAUACUCAUUAA